AUUAGGAACACAAAUGGAAAUUAGUAAUGGGCCUAUAAUAAAGCCCAUUAUGAAAGGAGUCGGACGCCGGUCAAAGCGUUACGACGUCGUAAUAAACCAGAGACCAUCUCGUCGGUUCUCAACGGAAGGAGGAGGGAAGCUCUUUUUUGCUCUUAGAUCUUCCCUCUCAUUCGGAUCAAGGCUUCAACUUUUUCAUGCUUUAUUUGCUUUAAUGUCUUUGAUACACUUGUCUUUGUUCCUGGGUGUGGUGAGCCUUGCAGCUGCUGCGUCAUUUUCACCGGGAUCGCGCUCGAUUCUCCGGGACAUCGGCAGCAACAACGCCGAUCAGAAAGAUUACGCUAUCGAAUUGAACGCUACCAACUUUGAUUCAGUCUUCCAAGAUUCUUCCGCCAAAUUUGCUGUUUUAGAGUUCUUCGCUCACUGGUGUCCUGCAUGUAGAAACUACAAGCCACAUUAUGAAAAAGUUGCAAGGCUAUUCAAUGGAGCAGACGCAGUAUAUCCUGGUGUCGUUUUGAUGACCAGGGUUGAUUGUGCUUUAAAGAUGAAUGUACAGCUCUGUGACAAGUUCUCCAUCAAUCAUUAUCCGAUGCUCUUUUGGGGUCCUCCCAAAAAGUUCGUUGAUGGCAGCUGGAAACCUAAACAAGAGAAAAGUGAGAUUAGCGUCGAUGAAUGGCGCACUGCUGAUCUUUUGUUGACUUUUAUCAACAAGCAGUUAGGCAGUUCUUAUGGCUUAAAUGAUCAGAAAUUCGGAAAUUUCCUGUCAAAUAUAUCUGACCACGAACAGAUUUCUCAGGCCAUAUUUGACAUUGAGGAGGCAACUGAAGAAGCUUUUGGUAUCAUAUUGACACUUAAGGCAAUCAAGUCAUCUGAAACUGGUACUUCGUUUACCAGGUUUCUGCAGCUUUUAGUGGCACAUCAUCCUUCAAGAAGGUGUCGUAAGGGCAGUGCUGAAAUUCUCAUGAAUUUCGAUGAUUUAUGUCCGUCAGGCGAGUGCUUUUAUGACCAGGAAUCUGGUGCGAAAGAUACCCUACGAAACUACCAUAUAUGUGGAAAGGAUGUUCCGCGGGGAUAUUACAUGUUUUGCCGUGGCAGCAAGAACGAAACUAGGGGAUUCAGCUGUGGAUUAUGGGUUUUGAUACAUUCACUUUCUGUGAGGAUCGAAGAUGGAGAAAGUCAGUUUGCAUUCACGGCCAUUUGUGAUUUCAUCAACAACUUCUUCAUGUGUGAUGAUUGCCGUCAGCAUUUUCACGACAUGUGCUUAAGCGUCAAAACUCCAUUUAAAAAGGCCCGUGAUGUCGUCUUGUGGCUGUGGAGCACACACAACAAGGUUAAUGAGAGACUCAAAAAGGUUGAAGAGUCUCUGGGAACAGGAGACCCUAAGUUCCCAAAGAUGAUAUGGCCACCAAAGCAGCUUUGCCCUUUGUGUUAUCUUUCGAGCACUGAGAAAAACAUUGACUGGGAUCAUGAUGAAGUCUACAAGUUCUUGAAGAAGUACUACGGAGAGAAACUGGUGUCCGUUUACAAGAAAAAUGCUGUCCAUGCAAGCAAGGAGGAGGUGGUUGUAGCUGCAGAAGAGAUGGCAGUGCCUACCAAUGCUCUGGUUGUGCCAGUGGGAGCUGCGUUGGCCAUAGCACUUGCAAGCUGCGCAUUCGGGGCGCUCGCCUGCUACUGGAGGACGCAGCAGAAGAAUCGGAAGUAUAACCACAACCCACACUAUUUAAAGAGAUAUAAUAGUAUCGUUAUGAACACAUUCAGUAACACUGAAAGCGAAAGGGAAAAGGAGAGAUGAAUUAACAAGCUCACAUGAUUUAACAUUCUGAGACUGAGCUUUGUUUUUGUUGUAACUUACAGACAACAGAUACAAAGACGUUGAGGUUGAGAUGCAAAAGUCGCCUGCUUCAGGUCCCUUUUCUCUUCUCCUCUUACAGAUUGUAUAGAUUCUUCUCUUCAAAUUUUGAAAUAUUCAAUACACACUUCUGCAUCUAUAUGUCAUACCAGAAUAGCUCCUCUGUAGAAUCGUAUCGAAUUUCUUGCCUUUCA
Capsella rubella is the source of this 2040-nucleotide messenger RNA. Its product is annotated as sulfhydryl oxidase 1. Gene Ontology annotation, biological process: protein folding. NCBI's taxonomy places the organism in Eukaryota, Viridiplantae, Streptophyta, Magnoliopsida, Brassicales, Brassicaceae. The coding region runs from base 14 to 1789 and encodes 591 amino acids. The transcript is spliced from 11 exons. Gene Ontology annotation, molecular function: flavin-dependent sulfhydryl oxidase activity; protein disulfide isomerase activity. Gene Ontology annotation, cellular component: Golgi membrane. The record is from RefSeq and is a predicted model, not a curated record.